AUGUAUGAGUGUUAUGCUCGAUUGGGACAACAAGAACCUCAAGGGGGGAAUCACAGAGGUUUUCCACAACAACGCUUCGGUAAUGGUCGAAGUGGCAAUGACACGGGAAAUGGAAAUCAAAACGGUCAACCUCAAGGGAAUGCUAGGAAUGAGAACUUUCCUAGACAACGAGGUAGUCAAGGAGGCACUACGCUAGUCUCUCACAAUUAUGGCAGACUAUCAGCAGUUAACGCUAGGGAAGCAGCACAAGUGUCCGAUGUGGUCACAAGUACUUUUUGCAUCAAUUCAAAAUUUAAAGACUUAGGAUUGGAAAAUCCCAAGAAAACAUCUUUCUCAGUCGCUAAUCCUUCCGGAGAGACCUCUCAUUGUAGUAUGUUAUUUCGUGGGGCGUCGGUCAAUAUAGGAAAGACAAAAUUCUCGAGUGAUUUGUUUUCUUUGGAAAUGGAAGGUCUAGAUGUAAUCCUUGGGAUGGAUUGGUUGGGUAGAUAUAAGGCAGUGAUAGAUUGUGAGGGACAAUCUGUAACGCUAAGCGGACCCCGAGGAGAGAAAUUUAAAUAUAGGAAGUUUCCUAAGGGACCCAAGGGACAACCAUGGUUUUUCUGUAGUAUAAGUAAGGUGGAGGUGCGGAAGGUUCGAAUUGAUGAUAUUCCUGUAGUCCGUGACUUCAAGGAUGUAUUUCCAAAAGAGCUUCCAGGCAUGCCACCGAAAAGAGACGUGGACUUUUCAAUCGAUUUGGUGCCUCGGACAGGGCCAAUUUCAAAAGCCCCUUAUCUUAUGGCUCCAAAGGAAAUGGAAGAAUUAAAGGUGCAAUUAGAGGAGUUGUUAAAAAAGGGUUAUAUAGACCUAGCAUCUCUCCCUGGGGAGCCCCGGUAUUAUUUGUGA
This is a messenger RNA of Amaranthus tricolor (Joseph's coat), 882 nucleotides long. RefSeq lists its product as uncharacterized. NCBI's taxonomy places the organism in Eukaryota, Viridiplantae, Streptophyta, Magnoliopsida, Caryophyllales, Amaranthaceae. The record is from RefSeq and is a predicted model, not a curated record. The coding region runs from base 1 to 882 and encodes 293 amino acids. The transcript is spliced from 4 exons.